AUGGGACAAGAAGCAAAUGAUAUGACAUUUUUAAUGAACUCAUGCAUGAGAAACGAUUUUAAUAUAUUUAAAUAUAAGAAAUUGAAGAAAAGUAGGGAAAUAAUUUUAUUCCCUGAUGAUGAAGGAAAUUAUGAAGAAAAUCACGAGAAAUUAGAAUUAGCUCCAAUAAAUGUUGGUGAAUUGAAUGUUACUGCUAUAGAUAAAACAGAAAUGACUGCAAUUUCUUAUUGUAUCGACAAAAACAACAGAGAAUUGCUAAAUCGUUUGCUAAAAAUGAUUGCAGAGAAUGAUGUUGAGUUGUAUAAGACAGCAAUUGUCACAGAUCUUCAGAUUUGUAUAGAUGCAGGAUUAACACAGUUUUUCGCAGAAAUUACUGGUGCAAUUGAUCACUUUGCAACAGAGAACAAGGAUAAACACGAAUUAAAACCAAUAAUCUUUGAAUUUUCCAGAAAAGAAAAUUAUUAUUUUUAUCAAAUUGAUAAUAAGCGGGAUUGCUUUAUUCUUAGUUGCAUUGCUCAAGACAAUUGGUUCUUUCAAGAAAUUAUUCAAUCAUGGAAAGGAAAACCUUAUAAUGUGACAAAUGAUGGUUGGACGCCACUUCUAAUAGUUCUAAAUAAUAACGAUGCAACCAAAUUCACUUUGAUGCAGCAUGCUAAUUAUAAAAUAGAGAAAAAACAGGUUAAACCGGAAAAAUUGAAUCCAUUAAGAAUUGCUACCCAAACAACAAUCCCAGGAGCGUUUGAGUAUGUCAUGAAUGCACUUCCUGAUGAUUAUAAAAGAGAAAUUGUUAACAUUGAAGAUGAAUCUGAAUCCUUCCCACUUUUCCCUGCAAUUAAGAACAGGAACAUGAAUAUGGUAAAAGAGUUACUUAGAUUGGGUGCUAAUCCAGAUAAAGCAAACAAAAAUGGAGUAACUUCAACUUUCUAUGCAUAUAUGUGGUCUGGGCAAUUCUAUAACUCCUUCUUAGAAGCAGUUAAAGAAAAUGCCAAACAUAGGAAAUAA
Trichomonas vaginalis G3 is the source of this 1002-nucleotide messenger RNA. Its product is annotated as Ankyrin repeat family. Bases 1 to 1002 code for a protein of 333 amino acids. Gene Ontology annotation, molecular function: protein binding. The transcript has a single exon. Lineage: Eukaryota; Parabasalia; Trichomonadida; Trichomonadidae. The record is from RefSeq and is a predicted model, not a curated record.